AUGGUAAAUGAAGAGAGUCAAAUUGAUCCGGAUGUAAAUCUUUAUUUUGUUGUGCCUAGCAAGUACAAGACUGAAGAUAAUUGUGUUGAAGAUAUGUGGCAUGCAUAUAAUAAAUGUUGUGAGCAUGACUUACAACCAAUUUGGGUUCAUGAGAAGAAGUGUAAUAGUAUGAAACCUGUUAAAAAUGAUGUCUUUAUAAUGGAGGAGUUUAAAGGUGAUACAUUUGAGAAACUGAAGACAUUUAAGUGUCCAGUAGUUGGCCCAAGAUGCUUGUUACUUUGCUUCAUGAAUGGGGAACCAAUUCCAGAAGGUACAAGUCCAGUGUAUACAACAACUAUGAGGGGACUUUGUAUAUGUGCUUCAGGUUUACCUCCACAAGAAAAAGAAUAUAUAGAAAAAUUGGUGGAGUAUAUGGGUGGUAUUUUCACAAAACAAUUACGCAGCCGUGUAACACAUCUUGUAACAGGAUCUGUGAUGUCAGCAAAAUAUGAGACUGCUAUAGAUCUAAAAAUACCAAUAGUUACAAAGGAAUGGGUUGAAGCAAUUUGGGACAUAAAUUUAAAGGAAUUCGUUAAAGCCGAUGACAGCAUGUUUGACAAAUAUAAAGCUUCCGUCUUCCUGAAUUUGAUAGUAACAUCAACAAAUCUUCCAAAACGCCAAAAAGAAGAAAUUAAACAAUUAAUUAAUAAUCAUGGAGGGACAUUUAUGGGUGCUUUAGAUGGUUCAAAAGUUAAAGUUGUACUUGCACCUGAAAAGAGUCCAAUAAGCGAAAAACUGAAGUAUGCAAAACAAGCAAACAUUGCGUGUUUAACACCAAAUUGGGUGUACGAAAGUGUAAAAGUGGGCUAUGCAUUGCCUUUUAAAGAUUUCCUGAUUAAAUCGUUAAAAGCGUGUUCCACUCCGGAGAAAUCACAUGCAUUUGACACAUUUGAUUGUUCCACUAUAAGUUCCAUACCUUGUGAUGUGCAGCAAGAUAAUUGCGUGGACGAAAGUUUAAUAACAACAAGAAGUAAUUUUUCUACCAUGGACUCUUUAUCUAGGGAUACUAGCUCAGUCGCCGUAUUGGAUAGACUUACAUUCAGUGAAGCAAAGUCGGCUGGUCCAUUUUUAGAUGGAUGCAAUAUUUAUCUUGCUGGAAUUGCGUCCAAUCAAAGAGACAAGCUUAAUAAAAUAUUAAAUGUAGGCAGCGCAACACGACUGGACGAUAUAUCGGAUGCUCUAACGCACGUUAUUGUUGGAGAUGCAAAUAAAGCAACUAGUGAGCUCAGAAUGAUGAAAUCAAAAGGAUUAUGUCCUUAUAUUUUAACUUUGGAAUGGUUGGCUGAAAGUAUCAAACUGAAACGACCUGCACCAGAGGAAAAUUAUUUGUUUGAACAACAAAAUAACAUAGUACAAAAAGUUCCAGAACCGCCAUCUCCAUUAAGCAAGAGAAAUUUACAAAUGUUGCAAAAACCGAAAAAAGUUCCGAUACCAUCUUUCGACAUAGAUAAAAAAAUGGCAAUGUUAAAGAAAGAAAGAGAGUCUGAUCUUGUACAGCAGUAUCUUCAAGACACAGUUGUUGCAACAAGUGAAAAAACUAUACAAGAAUUUCUCAAACCACAUACACCUACAGUGGAAGAGAAUAAUGAUAAAACAUUGAUCAAUGAUCGUAAAAGUGUAGCAAGGCAGUCAGAAAAUAUGCUCCCAUCUGAUACACUUAAAAGCAAAUAUGGUGCAGAUGACAGCGCAGUACCAAUUAGUCAAACGUCGACUCUAAAUGAUAGGCUAUUUGAAGGACACACGUUCGUCGUAACUGGCUUUACCGAAAAAGAUAGUUAUGUGGCAGAAACUAUUGCAGCAAUGGGUGGGCAAAUUGUUACAAGCUCGUUUGCUGGUAUCCCAGACUAUGGCGUUGUACCAAAAUGUGGUGCACCGUUGAAACAUACCGUGAAUGAAAUUGUUACCGAUCUGUUUAUUGAAGACUGUGUAAACCAGGAAUUAAUUAUUGAAAUCAUGUAUUAUCAUAGACCUUUGUCUAUAAAGAAACAUUCAAAUCCAUUAUCGGGCUGCGUUAUCACAAUGAGCAUGUAUACUGGUGUAGAACGAACGUACCUUGCAACAUUAGCUACAAAAUUGGGAGCAAUGUGUCAAGAUAUCUUUGUACGUAAAACCAACCUUGAAAGAAACACUUAUGGAAGUACACAUUUGGUCUGUCCAACGCCGGAAGGGAACAAAUACAAUGCAGCAGUGAAAUGGAAAUUACCAGCUGUUACUGCUGAUUGGUUAAAGGCUUGUGCAGUUCAAUCAAAACGCGUUGAUGAAACCCCAUAUCUUGUAGGAGAAACUAUAGCUCCUGAAAGGCCAAAUGAAACUAGUACCACGAAUACAAGUACAUCUAAGUCUAAUGUCGGUGAAAUGUGUCCUCCAACUGAAUCAUCAGCUAGAAACAUUAUUACUCCAAAGCGUCAUUUACCGAAUUUACAGAGUCAAGAGGGUAGUUCCGGCGAGACUCCGCUAAUAAAUAAAAGACUCAGCUUGCUUAUGAAUAAGACACCACAAUCGCCGUUUCAUGUGUCCACGCCAGAAACACCCUAUGGUCAAGUGUUUAAAUCAAACCCCUCGCCAGACACAAGGAAAGGUUGGGUCAAAUGGGUUGACAAUUUCCCAGACUUACGGGUAGAGGAACCUCCCUUAAAACGAAGGGCACUUAGUACUCCUCUUUCCGAAUUAAAAAAACAACUGUGGCAAAAGUUGAAAAAUCAAGGCCAGAAUGAAAGCGUAAGUGAUGAAAAUGAGACAUUGCAUACCGACAGUACUCAACCAUCAGCACCAGAAACUCCUGAAGCCAGAAAAAAUUAUAGUGAAGUUCCCAUAACUACACCUAUUAAUAGAAAAUUGCAGUUUGCCAAUGAAAAUAGUCCACUGCAAAAUAAUGAAAUUAAUAUGCAAAUUGCCCAAUUGGAUCAAGUACUUCAAAGGACGUCAAGUACACCUGAAAAUAGGUAUUCUCUCUCUGGAGAAAAUGCAAACACAUAUAACGCAGAACCGUCUGAUCCUAUACAAAAAUUUAUUGUAAAAGACUCUCAACCCAUUGAUGCUAUUGUAUGGGAAGACCCAAGUCACUCAAAACAAAAAACAAUCUACGAUGAACAGAGUGAAAGUGCUGCGCAUAAUAGCCACACAGUAGAAAAUGAAGUAGAAGAGGAAGAAGAACAGCCAAAAGAACCAAGCCCUCCAAAAAAAUUGAGAUUUAUGCUUUCUGGUAUAAGGGAUAGAACAGCAUGUGAGCAAGUAAUAAAAGACCUUGGUGGCGACGUAUCGUUAGACGCUAGUUUCGACAUGAGUGCAACGCAUUUGCUUUGUAUGAGACCGUCUAGAAAUGAAAAAAUGCUAGGUAGCAUUGCGUCAGGGAAGUGGAUAUUGCAUUGUAUGUACUUGCAAGAUUGCGAACAAGAAGGAAAAUUUCUUGAUGAAGAAAAAUAUGAGUGGGGGAAUCCGAAAAGCAAAGGUGUGAUACCGGAUCCUGCUGCAGAAGUCGAAGAGAUGAUCGCGGCCGCUGCUCAUAAAUGGAGACUUAAAUUAUUAAAGGAACCAAACGGCCCAUUUCACAACAUGGUGGCGUUGAUAUUAGCUACAGGGGAAAAGUAUGAUCAGUUUAGAAGACUGGUUGAAACUGGAGGUGGUAAAGUUGUUCAGGCAAGACCACCGUAUGACACAAGUCCAAAAGGGAAAAAGAUCACUCAUUGUUUCGUUAACGCCAAACAAGUAAGUCAACCAAUCGAUUGGGCAAUGUUGGCGAGUAAAGGUAUCCUUUGCUUCAUGCCACAAUACCUGAGUGAUCAUCUAACUACGCGAACGCCAUUAAAUCCACGAGAAUGCGUGAUCCCUGAAUUUAAAAAGUAUUUAGCGUUACUACCGAAAUAAAACGAUGGUAAUACACGGCUUUUACAAGAUUCUGUAUCAUAACACUGAAAAUUUGUGUGUACAUAGAAGGAAAUAUAUUUGUCAUAUUUUAUUAA
Dufourea novaeangliae is the source of this 3998-nucleotide messenger RNA. RefSeq names its product DNA topoisomerase 2-binding protein 1 (gene mus101). The transcript is spliced from 25 exons. The record is from RefSeq and is a predicted model, not a curated record. Lineage: Eukaryota; Metazoa; Arthropoda; Insecta; Hymenoptera; Halictidae. Bases 1 to 3903 code for a protein of 1300 amino acids. Gene Ontology annotation, biological process: DNA replication initiation; mitotic G2 DNA damage checkpoint signaling; mitotic DNA replication checkpoint signaling.